AUGGCUAUUGUGGAAAGUGGCCCCCAAGCUCUGGAUCCCACACCUGAACUUUUAUUUUGGAAUGAGUUCCAAGAUUUUGUUCCUUCAAGGCCUGUUGAACAUUUAGGUGAAUCAGAUUUUACAUUUGACGGAAGGUUACCUGAACCAGGUUUACAAAUCUAUGAAGAUGGUGGUGAAUUAGGCUGUGGCGGUAAGAUUUGGGUAGCUGGUGAGCUUUUAUCAAAGUACUUGCUUGAUAAAGGGCUAAAUAACAAAAAGAAAGUGGUUGAAAUAGGUAGUGGUACUGGUCUUGUUGGGUUAACUUUAGGGCUGGGUCAAAGAAAAAAUGAUGACAUGGAGAUUUGGAUCACUGAUAUUGAUGAUCUAGUUCCAUUAAUGGAUAAAAAUAUUAUACUAAAUGGUCUUGAAAAGAAUGUAUUUGCAAGGGCAUUACCAUGGGGAAUGGAGUUACCUGAAUUUGCCAAAAAAGAUGUGGAUGUAGUCCUUGCUGCUGAUUGUGUUUAUCUUGAAAAGGCAUUUCCUUUACUAGAAAAGACACUUAUUGAUUUAACAACAAAGGAUACCUUAGUGUUAAUGUCCUAUAGAAAAAGAAGAAAAGCAGAUACAAAGUUUUUUAGAAAAAUUAAAAAGCACUUUGACUUAACUGAAGUCACUGACUUCAAAGAUUAUGCAAUCUAUUUGAAACAAGGUGUUCACUUGUUCCAACUAGUCAAAAAGAAUUAG
Hansenula anomala is the source of this 723-nucleotide messenger RNA. RefSeq names its product putative protein-lysine N-methyltransferase (gene EFM6). Lineage: Eukaryota; Fungi; Ascomycota; Saccharomycetes; Phaffomycetales; Wickerhamomycetaceae. The transcript has 4 exons. Bases 1 to 723 code for a protein of 240 amino acids. The record is from RefSeq and is a predicted model, not a curated record.